Rodentolepis nana is the source of this 204-nucleotide messenger RNA. Lineage: Eukaryota; Metazoa; Platyhelminthes; Cestoda; Cyclophyllidea; Hymenolepididae. The record is from the annotation of a GenBank genome assembly.
AUGGGCUUUCUUCUAGUAUUCGAUUUGACCAAUGAGAAGAGUCUGCUAAGUUGUCGAGAGUGGAUGAAUUUGCUCUGUCAACACGCAUACUGCGAGCGACCUGAUGUGAUUCUAGUCGGUAACAAGGCGGAUAAAACAGAGGAAAGGGUGAUCUCCACCUCAGACGCACAGCGAUUGGCUCAAGAACUGCAGCUCUAUGCUUAA